ACGACAAUAACCUGUCCCAAUAACAAUCCAUCCAUAACAACAACAAAUUAGUUAAAAUGCUUACUCAAGUUGCUUACAAUUUUCCAUCCCUAGAAUCCAUUCAAAAAUAUCUUUUUGAUGAUCAUGUAGAGAUUUUUCCCGAUAAUACUUAUCAAAAUAGUUAUAAUGUUAAUGAUUGCACCUUUCUUGAGAAUUCGCAGGAAUUCUCUACAAACAUUUAUAACGACUUCAGUUCAUCGAAGUCAUCCGGGCUGUCGUCUAGCCCGAGUUCUUGCCUGAAUUUCCCGAGUCUUUUGGAUGAUCAAGAUGUAUCGUCACUAAAUAUCGAUGAUGAUUCGUUCGACAUUUGUAAACUUUUAAAUGAUGAUAAUAGUCAUGAACAAAAUCUUGCCCUUCCUGACUUGUCAUGUAUCAUAGACAACAACAACCAACAAAUGUUUCAAGAAACGGAUAUCGAAUGGAUGAAUGAAAUUCCAAGCAUGUUCAAUGACGAGACACAAGAAGAAUUAGCAACCGAAUUAUUAUUACCUCCAGCCGUGGAUGGUAAUCAUCUUGCUUGCAAUAAUAAUAGCCCUCAGAAACCCGAGAAAAAGACUCUAAACUGGGAUUUCUCAACCGGAAACGUAAUUCCAGUUAAAGAAGAAGCCAAUAUUUGUGACAAGAGAGACAAAGAGAACAAUGUGACAAUUUCACCGCUCCCAUUUCAGUCACAUAGGUGCUAUAGAGGGAUAAGACGUAGGCCGUGGGGAAAGUACACGGCCGAGAUGAGGAACCCUGACAAGAAAGGUUCGAGAUUGUGGCUAGGGACAUACAAGACACCAGAAGAAGCAGCCAUGGCUUACGAUCGAGCUGCUUUCAAGCAUCGUGGCUCUCAAGCUUUGCUUAAUUUCCCUCAUUUAAUCUCGUUGCAUGACAAAGAGCCAGAAAAUUGGACCACUAGAAAGAGAAAUUCAGCGACGCUAGAAUCCUCCUCCUCAUCUAGUUCUUCGUCGUCGGGGGGAUCAUCAAAUGACAAGAACAUGAAGAAGAAGAAGAAAGUGAAGAGUUAUAGUAAAGUUUGAAGACUAUGAUCAUUAAUUAAUUUGAUGGUAAAAAAAAAAAAAAACUAGCUAAUUAAUUAAUUGCAUGUGGCGCAAUGUACAUAGUCAUGUCGCGAACAAAAUAAAAUAUGAACGUCCUGGCGUAUAUUGCAAAUUACGUACUGGCCGGCCUGUGAACUAGAAAUGUAAUUAACUAGUUGAAAAUGGAGAGAGUAUGAAUAGUUUUCCAACAAAGAAAUGUACUUUGUAUCUCUUCUUCAUCAUGUAUACAUUUGUUCGAUCAUCUAUAACUAAUUAAUUAACCUCUGUUGAUCGA
Erigeron canadensis is the source of this 1356-nucleotide messenger RNA. RefSeq lists its product as uncharacterized. Gene Ontology annotation, biological process: ethylene-activated signaling pathway; regulation of DNA-templated transcription. Lineage: Eukaryota; Viridiplantae; Streptophyta; Magnoliopsida; Asterales; Asteraceae. Gene Ontology annotation, molecular function: DNA binding; DNA-binding transcription factor activity. The transcript has a single exon. The record is from RefSeq and is a predicted model, not a curated record. The coding region runs from base 57 to 1061 and encodes 334 amino acids.